GGGCUCACUUAAACCUACGUGCGAGCUUAUGCAAGCUAUGCUUUUCAUUUUCCUUAUCAUCAUGUCUACGUAGGUGUCCUCGUUAAGCUAACGUUGUACAAAUGCUGGCUUGGAGAGGCAUUCGCGGUGGCAGCUGCAGCCAAUCUGCUAUUUGACGCGCGGCUGCAAGAGCUCAACCUGGAAGACAACGACUUCUCCAUCACCGACGUCUACAACAUGAUAGCGACGCUGGAGGUGAACAAGACGCUGGCGACGUUAGUCGUCAACCUGACAGGCGCACCACCCCGGAACGAGAUCUCCUUCCUGUUCCGACUGAUCUCGACCAUCGACGUCUCCUCCCGCCUAAAAUUCAUCUGGAUCAACCCGCGCGGAUCCGACUUCGCGGAGGGCGUCCUCUCUUCCCAAACGAGCUCCACCACCCGGAGCUUGGACGAGUGCGGAUCCAAAGACGCGAUGGAGUUCCUGGACGCACUCGCCACAACUCGCAACAUUGGCGUCGCUUGGCUCGAAUGUACUAUAAGUGCAGAACAAAUCGUGAUUCAAAAGUUGAUCGACACUCUCGCCAGGACCAAGUACCUAAGGAAAGUAUUGCUCAUAUAUUUCAUACGGAAGAGCUGGUGAAUACUCGCAUUUUUUGUAUUAAAAUAAGUCAAGCGCAUAUGUAUUUUCACUGUCUCAACAGUUAAACCGUUUCAGAUACGGUUAUUGCACAGUGAAGAAAUUGAGAUCCUAGGAUACUUAUCUCGAAAAAUUCGAGGGAGCGAAUUGCUCGAGCCUGGGGUUUGUAACGUACAGC
Molecule: messenger RNA, 796 nt
Organism: Dermacentor andersoni
Lineage: Eukaryota; Metazoa; Arthropoda; Arachnida; Ixodida; Ixodidae
Source: RefSeq, a predicted model, not a curated record